AUGAAAGGCGUGAAGCAAGAUGUUAUUGCUUUAACCGCUAAUGAAAUGUUUCCUGACUCUGUUCAGUGUUUCUAUGAUGAAGAUAAAGGUUUAAUGGUUCCGCAAGGAAAAUUUGACAAAGACUCUGAGUUCAGUGUUAUGAAACUUUACAAAGCACUUUAUGACGGUCAAGAGAUUGGAUUUGACUUAUGUAAGUCUUCUAGUCCUUGCUUUGCUGAAAAGUUUAACUUCUCAAUAACGACUAAAACAAGCUUUAUUCGUAAGUUGAAGUUCUGA
Trichomonas vaginalis G3 is the source of this 276-nucleotide messenger RNA. RefSeq names its product organellar and viral DNA polymerase type B. The transcript has a single exon. The coding region runs from base 1 to 276 and encodes 91 amino acids. The record is from RefSeq and is a predicted model, not a curated record. NCBI's taxonomy places the organism in Eukaryota, Parabasalia, Trichomonadida, Trichomonadidae.